Molecule: messenger RNA, 1350 nt
Organism: Diaporthe amygdali
Lineage: Eukaryota; Fungi; Ascomycota; Sordariomycetes; Diaporthales; Diaporthaceae
Exons: 4
Coding region: 1-1350 (449 amino acids)
Source: RefSeq, a predicted model, not a curated record
AUGGCGACAUCUCAGUCAGACUCUCAAUCCCAGGUCUCACCUGAUCCAGUCACAGCCGGGCUACUGAACCAGUUGCGUGAAGAUCUCGGCAGACAAAGCGAAAAGAUCAUCUUCACCUGUGGCGGCACAAUCCCUAUUUUCGAGCCUGGUCAAGACUUUGCAACGGACAACACAAAGAUCUCCUCAGUUUCCGAGCCUGUCACUAUCCGCUGGGACCCAGCUUCGCCGGAAACACCAGCAUCGCAGGCGAAACUCAUCCUGCCCCUGGCGGGUGACAGUCAGGGGAAUCUCGUGAAGCUGAUCAGUGACUUGGAGCCCGCCAGCUUCGGCUACCAUGGCAAGGAUGUUUUCGAUGAGACGUAUAGAAAAGCUUUCAAGAUGGACACCGAUAAGUUCGCUAGUACAUUCAAUCCGUACGAAUGCGGCAUCAUCGAUAGCAUUGCACAAGUGCUUCUGCCAAGCACUCCAGAAUCCGACCUCCGAAGGGGUGUGAGGGCGGAGUUGUACAAGUUGAACGUAUAUUCCAGCCCAUCCGGCAAGUUCAAACCACAUAUAGACACUCCUCGGGGCAGCACCCAGUUUGGCUCCCUAGUCGUCUGCCUGCCACUUGAACACGAGGGCGGCCAGCUCCAGGUCCGACACAAGGGCAAGGAGGUGACCUAUGAUUGGGGCAGCCACAAGAAUCAGAUAUCGUGGGCCGCUUUCUACAGUGACUGCGAACACGAGGUGCUCGAGGUCAAAUCGGGCUACCGUCUGACAUUGACUUACAACCUGUACGCUGUUCGUGGAGGCGGCAUGCUUACCGGAAUUGAGCCGCCUGUGCUUGAUGCAACACAGCUACCAAUCUACCUGUCUUUGAAGAACAUUGUGGAUAACAAAGCGUUCAUGCCGGAAGGCGGCUACCUCGGCUUCUAUUGCAGCCACGCAUACGCACACACCAACACUGACGCGAUUAUUCUUCCUGACAUGCUGAAGGGCCUCGACAUGGUCAUAUGGGAGACAUUCGGCCGCCUCGGACUCGAGGCGAGUGUCAAGCCCGUGCUCAAUGUCGAGGACUUUUACCAGUAUGAGGACGAGCCCAGGGACCCUAUGAUCGUCGGUAACGAUCGAGCACUUCAAAUGAGCAAUAUGAUGCGCAUAGAAGACUAUGACCAGAUGGACGAACAAAUCGAGCAGUGGCGCGGGGGUGAGACUGUCAACUUCAAGGAGAUACACUGGCUCACAAAGCCCAAUCACAAGGAACUACAACUGGCUUAUAUUGCUUACGGCAACGAGGAGAGCCUAGAGUCUUUCUAUUCCUACUGUGCGAUCAUUGCUAGGGUUCAGCCUAGUGGUGCUCGCUCGAAUUGA